AUGAUGCGGGCCGCCGCCCUGGUUGGCGCGUACAACGUCACAGUCAUCGACAUGCCUGUGCCUGUGCUGCAGAACUCCACAGACGCCAUUGUCCGCAUCACUGCCUCGGCCAUCUGCGGCUCUGACUUGCAUUAUUACCAUCAGGGACUGGGCUCCCCAGGCAGGCCCGUCCCAAUUGGCCAUGAAGCCAUUGGUUAUGUAGAGUCCAUCGGCGAUGCGGUUCAGUCUCUACAAGUGGGCGACUACGUCGUAAUCCCAGACAACGUGGACGACGGCCAUUUCACCUUCGGACCUGACUUGCCUCACUCAUACGGCGGUCCUGACCUGGGUGGCACUCAAGCCCAAUACGUCAGAGUCCCAUUCGCCGAUGAUAGUCUCAUUCCAGUCCCGGUCAAUGCGACUACAGAUGAUGCUACCUUGAUGAACUAUCUCUUCGUAUCUGAUAUCUUCGCAACUGGAUGGACCGUUCUGGACUUUGCGGGAUUUCAACCCGGUGACUCGGUCGCCGUAUUUGGUGCUGGCCCCGUCGGGCUCCUGGCCGCGUACUCGGCUCUGCUGCGCGGUGCAUCUAAAGUCUACUCUGUCGACCAUGUCCAGCAGCGCCUGGAUCUUGCCGCUUCCAUAGGAUCCAUCCCAAUCAACUUCGCCGAAUCCGAUCCAAGCGAGCAGAUCCUGGCUCUCGAACCAAAUGGCGUCACUCGAAGCGUGGACUGUGUAGGUUACGAAGCCGUCAAUGCGCAGGGGGAAGUCGAACUGGGUAUCGUGCUACACAACAUGAUGAAUGUCACGAGCAGUUAUGGGGGCAUCGGAGUAGUGGGUGUCUACCUCGGAGACGAACAAAUGUCCUUGUCAAUGAGCCAGUUCUGGCGCAAAGCUCUGACCAUGGGCAGUGGCAUUGUUCUGCCACUACACCAUGCUAACGAGCUCGUCCAACUGAUUGCUAGCGGCAAGGCGUCGCCGAAUUUCAUUGUGAGCUCGACAAUUGGCAUUGAGCAGGUGCCCGAGUACUAUCGUCGCUUCGAUCAACACCUCGAGACCAAGGUCGUGAUCCGAUUUCCAUAA
Phaeoacremonium minimum UCRPA7 is the source of this 1062-nucleotide messenger RNA. Its product is annotated as putative alcohol dehydrogenase protein. Lineage: Eukaryota; Fungi; Ascomycota; Sordariomycetes; Togniniales; Togniniaceae. The transcript is spliced from 2 exons. Bases 1 to 1062 code for a protein of 353 amino acids. The record is from RefSeq and is a predicted model, not a curated record. Gene Ontology annotation, molecular function: zinc ion binding; oxidoreductase activity.